This is a messenger RNA of Phialemonium atrogriseum, 1306 nucleotides long. RefSeq lists its product as uncharacterized. Bases 316 to 1059 code for a protein of 247 amino acids. The transcript has 3 exons. Gene Ontology annotation, biological process: rRNA processing; tRNA processing; intronic box C/D snoRNA processing. Gene Ontology annotation, cellular component: cytosol; ribonuclease MRP complex; nucleolar ribonuclease P complex. Lineage: Eukaryota; Fungi; Ascomycota; Sordariomycetes; Cephalothecales; Cephalothecaceae. The record is from RefSeq and is a predicted model, not a curated record. Gene Ontology annotation, molecular function: ribonuclease P activity; ribonuclease MRP activity.
CAUGAGCAAACGUCAUAAGUCAGCGGUGAUAGGGCUGCCAAGAGCUAACGUUGACGAAGAGAGCUAGCCGGGUAGGUCCCUCACUCCAGGCGAGCAUUCCGUGCCAAGACUUUUUACCUAACCCCAAAUUUUAUUCUGGUUUGGAGAAUACUUCAUUACUUGCUCAGAUAUGCGCUUAGGAAACUAAAUACCCAACCGUUGAUUGCAUCUAAUACUUCUGCCCUUCUAUCUACCAAGGACAAACAGAAGACAAAACUCCAUUCCACCUUCCAGGGACUGCGACUUGGAGCGGGAAACAAGCUUGGGACUGCAGGCAUGGAACGAACCAAGAUCAUCCAUCAGCUGGACACGCCGUUUUCAACGGCCCAUUGGCCUCAAAUAAACCAGGAAGACCAAGCGGCAAUUCUUGAGCUCCUCUGCAAUCUUCUUUCCCCACUUGGCCAGUAUCGCAAGUCCUUCAUUACUCCCUCGAAGGGGAAGAGGGACAAAUCUCGGAAGCGUAAGAGUCGAGAUGAUUCCGUCUCGCAUCCCGCCGUCCCUCCAGCUGUCCCUCCAACCCCUGAGUUGGCUACGUCUCUGGAUGUAGGGCUGGCAAAGAUCUCCAGGUCCUUGGAGAAGCUGUCAAGCAGGGCGACCCCAUCUCAUUCCACAGGAGGUGAGGACCAAGAAGACAAAAAGACGUCAGCUAGUCCUGGCCCUGGUCCGUAUGCGGUCGUGUUCGUUGCCCGCUCGGGACAGUCUUCGGCGUUUCACUCCCAUUUUCCGCAGAUGGUUGCAACGGCAUCCAGUUGCCUGCCAGAAGGCCAGUCUAUCAGGCUUGUUGGCUUCUCAAGGGCUUGCGAAGACCGGUUGAGUUCCUGUCUCGGCAUUCCUCGCGUCUCAUGCAUUGGUCUGCGUGAGGGCUCGCAGCUGGCCAAGGGAAUAAUCGAAUUCGUGAGAGACCAUGUUCCGCCUGUCGAUGUUCCGUGGCUUCGAGAGGCGCGAGACGGCCAAUUUCUCAAGCCCAAGAUCAACGCCUGCGAGACAACGGUCGGGGUGAAGCGGCCGAAAACGUCAUGAAUCCAAGCUUAUUCUUCGCUGCUUUUUGAAACCGCUGAUUCAGCAGCCGCCGAGGUGCUGUAGUAGUCCAAGCAUUGUUCUCCCUGCUGGUUGAAUUGCCAUCCUCAAACUGCCAGAACAGAAAGGCCACGCUCUUAUCCGAGACAAACAGAAUGGCUGUCCUUUACGGGGCUGCCCAACCAAGUCCAGCUUGCUUUGUCUCCUUCACUGUAUAUGUACUUACCGCUUUGCAAGUUGGCGGCCAUGG